Messenger RNA from Hypanus sabinus (Atlantic stingray), 2462 nucleotides. RefSeq names its product protein tyrosine phosphatase non-receptor type 18 (gene ptpn18). NCBI's taxonomy places the organism in Eukaryota, Metazoa, Chordata, Chondrichthyes, Myliobatiformes, Dasyatidae. The record is from RefSeq and is a predicted model, not a curated record. Gene Ontology annotation, biological process: peptidyl-tyrosine dephosphorylation. Gene Ontology annotation, cellular component: cytoplasm; nucleus. Gene Ontology annotation, molecular function: non-membrane spanning protein tyrosine phosphatase activity.
AAUUGUUGAAAAGUUUCAGAAGGGGUAGGAGAAAGGAGAAAGGGAAGGAGAAAGGAAAACAAGUGAAUGAGGAAGUUAGAGAAAGAAAAAGAGAAUCAAAGUUUCAGAGAGGGGAAAGUGGAAGGCAGCAGCGAGGGGGACGAAGGGGAAGGGAGGGAAAGAGGAAAGGAAAGGGAGGCGAACGAGGUGAGAGGCAAGGUUGAAAAGAGAGAAGGAAAAAAAGACGGGAAAAAGACAGCACUAAGGGAGAAAAAUAGGAUAGGAAAAAGGAGUGACGAAAAGGAAAUCGAGGGUUGGAGUAGGAGCCAGACAGAGGACCGAGAGAUUGAAUGGGACAUUGACCAAGUGCGAGAGCGACAGGGGAGGAGGUAAAAAGAGGAGACGGUUAGUGGAAGGGAGGGGAGAGAGAGCGACAGGUAGAGUUGUUGAGAGACGGAAGGGAAGAGUGCGACAGGUAGAGAGUUUGCGAGAGUGGGGGAGACGGAGAGGGUGAAAAGCGAGUGAGACAGAGGACGGGGAGGGAGCGCGAAGUGAGUGGCGGGGUGCGGGUGACGGUAAAUACCCGUGCUGAGCAGUGGAGGGGGGGCAAGAUCUGUGGUGCGGGGCAGGAGGGAGAAGGGAGAUCCGUGGUGCGGGCACGGACCAGGCGGAAUAUUUGGGAAUCCAGGGAGCAGUGACCCAGAGAGCGGUGGCACCAGAUGGGCCGGCAGUGAGCGCAGUCCCGAACUCGCAUUGGCCAUGGAGGAGAGGCUGCGGGCAUUCCUCCAGCACCUGGACGCGUUGGAGCAGGCGGAUGGCACGGAGAACUGCUUCGCCCAGGAGUUCCAGAACCUGAAGAAGUCGGCGCUGACCGGCGAGGGUACCGAGCUCAGCACCGAGGCGGGCAGGCUGAGGGGGAACGCCAAGAAGAACCGCUACAAGGACAUCUUGCCAUAUGAUCAGACACGGGUUCCCCCUGACACUGCUGACAGAGGAGGGAUACUCUGACUACAUCAAUGCGAACUUCAUUAGGGGUGCAGAUGGUCAGCCGACCUACAUCGCCACGCAGGGACCCCUCGGAACCACCAUCGUUGACCUGUGGAGGAUGAUAUGGGAGUUCCGCGUCACCAUCAUCGUCAUGGCGUGCAGGGAAGUGGAAAUGGGCAAGAGAAAGUGUGAACGUUACUGGGCAACGGAUCAGGAACCUGCGACCUUUGGUCCUUUCAUCAUCACUAAUGUAGCUGAGGAGCCUCUGGGCAAUGAUAUGAACAUCCGUACCCUGUCUGUCAACCUGCUUGGGGAGACGAGGACGGUGUUGCAGUUCCAGUACCUGGCCUGGCCCGACCACGGCAUUCCAGAUGAUGUUCACGGGCUCCUGCAGAUGAUUGAGCUGAUUCACCAGCGGUGGGACGAGGCACGGGGUCUCAUCUGCGUGCACUGCAGUGCAGGCUGUGGGCGGACCGGAGUGAUCUGCACGGUGGAUUACGUCCGCGACCUGUUGCUGAACCAGCUGGUCAGCGAGGAGUUCACUAUUCUGGACAUUGUCCGCGAGAUGAGGCGACAGAGACCAGCGGCAGUGCAGACUAAGGAUCAGUACCACUUCGUCUACCGCAUUGUCGCUGAGAUGUUCCACAGGCAGCUGGAAUCCCGGACCCCCCAUUACCAAAACUGGAAGGCCACUGAGCAGACGCAGCCGGAAGGAAAGCAGCCGGCAGCUUCGAAACCAGCGCUCCUGCCCAAGCCUCGGAGACAGCCAAGAGCCCGCUCGCCGCAGCCACCAGCAGCGGCCAUGUCGGGGCAGGGCACUGAAACCUACGCCAUGGUGUCCCGUCUCAGGCCUGUGUCAGGGGGUCCCCCUCCCACCCACCUGCCCUCGGCUGGGGGGACUCCCGCAUAUGCCAAACGACCGGAGGGGCCGGUUCCCACCCCCCGCCACCUCUACAGCAACGUGGUGGGGGAAGAUCAGAGGGUGCAGACACCCGCCUCGCCCGUCUAUGCCCAAAUGCGCCCGGGGGGUGUCCUGGCAGCAGGGGAGGGCAGCAGUACCAACUACAGCACAAUCCAGUUCAGCAGCGAGCCUGCCAGUGGCCCAGACGGAUCGGGCGAGGACUGGGCCCCCUCCCUCCCCAACCGGACGGCCGACUCGUUCCUGGUGGACGAUCAGGACUUGUCCCGGGCCUCAUCGUUCUCCAGCACCGAUGGGAUAAGUUCCGGGAAGUUACGCAACGCCUUCAGAAUGGCCUUCACAGGAUCGCCCAAGAAAGCUGCAGAGCCCGACAUCGACGAUGGAUACGAAGACAUUGACGACAUCAUCAAGGCGCCGAAACUGGGUUUCAAUUUCCGAGUGUCGAAGCCGAAGGGGCCACGAGACCCCCCCCUGGAGUGGGCUCAGUACGGUCGAUGACAGGGGAGGGGGGCCCGGGCGUCUGCCCCUCCCCAUCGGGGUGGGGUGGGUGUAAACUCAGUAAAAAGCUUUUGUCUGA